Molecule: messenger RNA, 822 nt
Organism: Entrophospora sp. SA101
Lineage: Eukaryota; Fungi; Glomeromycota; Glomeromycetes; Entrophosporales; Entrophosporaceae
Source: the annotation of a GenBank genome assembly
AUGUUAGAACCCCCCAUAUACGAGGGUUAUUCAGAAAGAGUAAAAGUAGUAAGAACUUUUGAUAGGGCAAUUAGUCCUAUAAGGUUUGUGAAUGAGGAGAUUUUAAAAUUAGAUUUAGAAAAACAUUUUAUCUUGUCUAUCAUUGAAAAGAUUAAUGAUAAAUAUUAUGUAGGGCAGGCUAAAAGUUUAGGUGUAAGAUUAAAUCAGCAUUUUUCAAAUGGCGAGUUAGAUGCCCUAGAAAAACAAAAAAUUGAGGAAUAUAAUUCAUUUGAUGGAGGUUAUAAUGGCACUGACGAAUUUUCUCGACUAUUUGCUAAUUUGAAUGCUGAACUAGAAGGAGACAUUCAAGAGGCUAUUAAAAAACUGGCAAGACUAACAGUUCCUUAUAUUCGAGCCAAAAAUUCCCUAAGAUUAGAGGAGCAUUAUGUAGCAAAAGGGAAAUAUAAACCCGGUAAGCGUAGUUCUUUUGACUUAACAAAGCAAAAGUUAAAUUGGUGUUACGAAAAUUUUGAAGACGACGAAAAAUUUGCGGCUAUUUCUCCUUAUUUGGAUAAAGAGACUUAUCAAGAUUUAUCAGGCUUUCGAGAACUUAAAAACAAAGUAAAAAAACUGUCUGACGAGUACAAUCUUUCAAAAAAUGAUGAUGACGAUGAUACAAAAGCAGAAGAAAUAAUGUAUAAAAUUAAAGAUUACGAAAAUCAAUUAGCAACUGCUCUCAAAGAAGUACAAGAUAAAGCCUGGCAAAUUCAACGAACGCAAAUUGAAGCAAAAUCAGAGAUUCAAGGGGUAAAUCAAAAUCCAACCUCUUCUUCCCUUGAUUGA